UUCAUUUCAUAGUAUUCAGUAAUUUCAUUCUUUGUUCUUUUCUUAAGAAAAGAAAAAGAGCUUUCUAUAUCCAUCUGAGUAGUCAUGUUGGGUGUAUUCAGCAGCUCCGUCGUGUCCCCACCGGACGAGCUCGUUGCUGCCGGCAGCCGAACACCGUCGCCGAAAACGACAUCGGCGGCUCUGCUUAAGCGUUUCACUGAGAGCAACGCGUCGACAGUGUCGGUAGAAGUCGGAGAUCAAGUCCGGUUUGCCUAUACCCACCAGAACGAGUCGUCGUUGCAACCGAGAAUGUUUGGUGUAAAAGAUGAAAUAUUCUGCAUGUUUGAGGGAGCUCUUGAUAAUCUGGGUAGCUUAAGGCAACAAUAUGGACUGGCCAAGUCUGCAAAUGAAGUAGUUUUGGUGAUUGAGGCUUACAAAGCUUUACGCGACAGAGCACCUUAUCCUCCUAACCAUGUUGUUGGUCAUCUCAGUGGCGACUUUGCUUUCAUACUUUUCGACAAAUCUACUUCCACCCUAUUUGUUGCAUCUGAUCAAUUUGGUAAGGUGCCACUGUUUUGGGGCAUAACUGCUGAUGGAUAUGUAGUGUUUGCUGAUGAUGCUGAAUUGCUUAAAGGUGCUUGUGGCAAGUCACUUGCUUCUUUCCCUCAAGGAUGUUUCUACUCGACGGCCGUGGGAGGAUUGAUGUGCUAUGAGAAUCCUAAAAACAAGAUUACUGCUGUGCCUGCCAAAGAAGAAGAAAUCUGGGGUGCAACCUUCAAAGUGGAAGGUGCAACAGUUGUAGCAGCCAGAGAGUGAUUUGAGUUGAGAAUGAGAUCACAAUGAGGGGGCAAUGUAAUUAAAUGGCUUGACGAGUGAAGCAAAGUUGUAGAAGUGUAACCUUGUUCAUUUCAUGUAUAAUUUAAUGUUUCAAUCAAUGUAUAGUUUGGCCUUUUCUAUCAAUAAUAAUAAUAAUGGUUGUGGUUC
Messenger RNA from Lathyrus oleraceus (garden pea), 963 nucleotides. Its product is annotated as stem-specific protein TSJT1. The coding region runs from base 85 to 795 and encodes 236 amino acids. The transcript is spliced from 5 exons. Lineage: Eukaryota; Viridiplantae; Streptophyta; Magnoliopsida; Fabales; Fabaceae. The record is from RefSeq and is a predicted model, not a curated record.